AUGGCAUCAUCUCGUAGAGAUUCAUCGCCACGUAGAACAAGCACAAAUCACCCACACUCACACUCAUCAUCAACAACAACUUCAACAUCAGCUAUAACAAAUAGACAAUUAUCUCAUUUAAAUUCACAAAUUGCUCAAUUACAAGCUAAUUUAUCAGAUUUUAAUGAUUUAUUAACAACUUCAUGUGAUCAAUAUAAAAAUAUUGAAAUGUUAGGAAAAAUUCAUGCUAGUAUAUUUAUGGCUAGUAGGAAAGUAUUUGAAGAAGAAGAUGCUUUAGUACAAGGUAAUACAAAUGGAGAUUAG
Messenger RNA from Lodderomyces pseudojiufengensis, 303 nucleotides. RefSeq names its product Hsk3p (gene HSK3). Gene Ontology annotation, cellular component: DASH complex. Gene Ontology annotation, biological process: attachment of spindle microtubules to kinetochore. Lineage: Eukaryota; Fungi; Ascomycota; Pichiomycetes; Serinales; Debaryomycetaceae. Bases 1 to 303 code for a protein of 100 amino acids. The record is from RefSeq and is a predicted model, not a curated record. The transcript has a single exon.